Molecule: messenger RNA, 2216 nt
Organism: Ahaetulla prasina
Lineage: Eukaryota; Metazoa; Chordata; Lepidosauria; Squamata; Colubridae
Gene: AK5
Product: adenylate kinase 5
Exons: 15
Coding region: 256-1962 (568 amino acids)
Biological process (GO): nucleoside triphosphate biosynthetic process
Cellular component (GO): cytosol; cytoplasm
Molecular function (GO): nucleoside diphosphate kinase activity; ATP binding
Source: RefSeq, a predicted model, not a curated record
UGACUGGCGGCGCGCGGGUUGGGCUGGGAGGGUAAAGGCAGCUCGGGCGUGGAAGCUGCUGCUGCCGCCGCCGCCGCCGCCGCCUCUCUCUGAUCGCCUCGCCUUUCAAGAGCGAGCGGUUUUUGCAAGGGACGAGGACCGGAGCGCUGGGGCGAAGAGGGAAGGACCAGACCACAGCCGAGGAAGAGCCGGGCUCGAAAGCGCCAGCCAAGCAACCCCAAUCGCGCGCCAUCGCCCUUUUCUCCGCCAGGCGGCAUGAGCAGCUGCGACGCCAAAGAUUACCUGGCCAGGAGGGAGAUCCCGCAGCUUUUCGAGAGUUUGCUGAAUGGAUUAAUGUGCUGCAAACCCGAUGAUCCCGUGGAGUAUCUGGAAAGCUGCCUACAAAAAGUAAAGGAACUGGGAGGAGCAGAAAAAGUCAAAUGGGACACUUUUGUCAGUCCGGAAAAAAGGUCACUGCCCCCACUAAAUGGCAACCAAUCAAGAAGAGCAUUUUUCAGGAAUGUGAUGCCUGACAACCCCAACUUUCCUUACCGGAGAUAUGAUCGACUUCCUCCAAUCCACCAGUUCUCCAUCGAGAGUGACACGGACCUCUCAGAAACAGCUGAACUUAUUGAGGAAUAUGAUGUGUUCGAUCCGACUAGGCCUCGACCCAAAAUCAUUCUAGUCAUAGGUGGACCCGGCAGUGGUAAAGGAACCCAGAGCUUAAAAAUAGCAGAACGCUAUGGAUUUGAGUAUAUCUCUGUGGGUGAAUUGUUAAGAAAGAAGAUCCAUAGCACAAGCAGCAAUCGAAAAUGGAGUCUGAUCGCUAAGAUAAUUACAACUGGGGAAUUAGCCCCACAGGAAACAACAAUUACUGAAAUAAAGCAAAGAUUAAUGCAAAUUCCUGAUGAGGAAGGUAUUGUUAUUGAUGGAUUUCCACGAGAUGUUGCCCAAGCUCUUUCCUUUGAGGACCAAAUCUGUACCCCAGAUUUGGUGGUGUACUUGUCCUGCUCAAAUCAACGGCUCCAAGAACGCCUAAUGAAACGCGCCGAACAGCAGGGGAGGCCAGACGAUAAUCUGAAAGCCACACAGAGACGCCUGACUAAUUUCAAGCAGAAUGCUGUUCCGCUGGUCAAAUAUUUCCAGGAAAAGGGCCUGAUAGUUACCUUGGAUGCUGACAAAGAUGAGGAAGAAGUCUUCCGUAACAUAAGCCUGGCUGUUGACAAUAAGCUAUUUCCCACUCAAGAACCAGGGCCAAGUCCAUGUGAAGUUGACCUUAGUCUCAUUUUGGACCCAGGAGAGAUUCCUGAUCAUGAAUUUAACUUUGAAGAUCAGGUUUACUGUAUGCAGUUGCAUCAUAAUACUGCAUAUGAACAAUCAUGUGUUUGCAGGCCUGAAAAUGCAGAUUUUACAGAAGACCUGAAGAAAUCAAACAUAAUUUUUGUACUUGGUGGCCCAGGCUCUGGCAAAGCAACCCAGUGUGAGAAAUUAGCACAAAAGUAUGGAUUCAUGCAUCUGUCCAUAGAAGAUCUGAUCCAAAAUGAGACAGCAUCUGGAAGGAGUAAGAGCAUCAGAGAUAUAACUGAGAGUGGUGAAAUUAUAUCAGGGGAUAUUGUCACGGAGCUCUUAAAAGAAGCUAUACUUGCCAAUAUGGAAAAUUCGAAGGGAUUCUUGAUUGAUGGCUAUCCCCAAGAGAUUCAACAAGGAGAACAGUUUGAGAAUGAGAUUGGUGAGCCCUCUCUGGUAAUCUGCAUGGAUUGUUCUUCUAAGACUAUGAGUAGUCGCCUUCUGCAAAGAAGUCAGUGCCUUGAAGAUAAUGUUGAAGCUAUGAUGAAAUGCAUCAAAGCUUACUAUAAAACAGCUGAGCCACUAAUUGCAUAUUACGAAAACAGAAUCCCACUUUUGAAGAUAAAUGCAGAAGGAACACCAGAGGAAGUUUUUCUUGAGAUAUGCACUUCACUCAAUACUUUUCUGAAGGAAUAGCAUCACUUUCAGAAUUUAAUGUAAUGGCAGUGCUGUAACACAUACAUGCAUAGUGUCCUUUACAAAUGCUGUUCAAAGCAAUAGCUGCUGCCUUGACAGAUUAAUGCAUGUUGUAAACAUUGUAAAAAUCUUUGUAACUUAAAUGGUACCGUAAUGACACAUGUGUACUGUAUAUGGCCUAUGAUAAGAGUUUGCAGUUCACAGGUUUAAAAAAGCCAGCAUGGUAAACAGCAGCUGAGUUUUAUAGAAAACAC